CCACUUGAACCGGAACCUUUCGUGGAGCCCUCCCUGCCGGUCUAUCGCCCUGACAGCAGCCACAACACCGACCACACACCGACCCCAGUCCGCCUGCAGCGGGAGGCGCCCUCCUCAUCGACCAUGCAGCCGGUAACAUAGAUCCAGAUCAGCCGCUGGAAGUGACACACGUUCAUCCCCCCUGACGGCCUCGUCUCUCUGGAUACCCACGACUGACAGGACCCAUGGGCGCCGCUGUCCGGGUCCACCCUCGGUGGUGACCGAGCGGCUCGCCCCGGUGGACUUCGUGACCCAUCCGUGUAGAGCUCCUGUUCGGUCGGACUGGAUUAUUGACGCACAGCAGCCUCCGGGGUCGACAGAGGGGAAGGAUGGGGGGCACGACCUCUUGCUGCGUGUCCGGCAGCCCCAAGCUGCGCAGAAAUGCCCACUCCAGGCUGGAGUCGUACCACCAGGAGUCGGAUCUGAGCAGGGAGGAGACGGGAUGUAACCUGCAGCACAUCAGCGACCGGGAGAACGUCGACGGUAAAGGAAAUGAGCUGCGUGUUCACUGUGGAGGGGUUCCCACGAUGAGAAAGUCACUCCAGAUAAGAUGGAGUUUGAUGAGGAAGUGUCAGAUUAGGAUGCUGGAGAAAUAGGUUGUUUAUCAUGAUUACUCAGGACUGUACAAAAUAAGACAAAAGUAACCAAGACAGAACAGUUACAGUAUCUAGAUUGUAUAAUACACUUACAUGAAACAGAAUUUGAUGGUUUAAGAAGUAAGUUUGGGGGUACAGGGUUCAGGUUCAUGAUCCUCAUGUCCAGGACAGUUUUCCACUUCUCCUCCAAGAGCUGCUGGAGUCUCUGGAUCGGGUUUAAACGUGGUUUUGUCUUUGCAUGUUAGUCUUAACCUGCACCUGUGAGUGGAGAGACAAACCGUGUCAACAGAUAGGUGAUUUUGAGUGUGUGUAGUGGGGCGGUAGUAGCUCAGGAGGUAGAGUGAUCAUCCAAUGACCGGAGGGUUGGCGGUUCGAUUCCCUCCUAUCCUUAGUCUGUCCGUUGUGUCCUUGGGCAAGACGCUUAACCCACCUUAAUCCCAGUGUGUGUGAGUGUUGUGUGGUGGUGGUCGGAGAGGCCAUAGGCGCAAACUGGCCGCCAUGUUUCCAUCAGUUAGCUGUGACCACUAAAAGGUAGUUUACCACCACCAAGGGUGUGACUGUAUGAGCGAAUGAAUGAUGUAUCCAAUGUAAAAAGCGCUUUGAGGGUCUCUGAUAAAGCUCUAUAUGAAAUCUGAUUCAUUAUUUUUGUUUCCACCACGGAGACAUGUCUGUUCUUAGUGUAAAAAUCACAGCCAUCCACCAUCAGCUGUUCUCUGACUCUUAUACUGUAGUUGAUGAAAUCCUCCAGGAGCUCAGGAGCUUCGUUUGGAAAUCAUCAUCUCUCACAGUGAAUCUGUUGUUGUCAUACUCAGUCAGACUCAUGGAUCAUGACAGCGGGAGAGAAGUUUGGAAAUCACCACUAAGUAAACUUGAAGAUAUUCUGGUGUAAACUUAAUUUAGGGUCAAACUCACUGUAAAACAGAGAUAGACACCCCCUCCAGAGAUGAAUGUUGUCGACCGCUUGCUUCUCUAGUUAUACCAACUUUAGUAACGACCGCAGGAUAGAAAUACAGAGAGCCACGCCCCCAACCAAAACGCCACUCUAUAACCACAAAUAAUGCUCAGAACAGCACCUAACUUCAUCAACAGGCCAGCGUCUCGGUCUGACUGCAUUUACAUGAAGAAAUGAUCAUAAAUGUUCUUCCUUGAGCUGCGGCACCCCGCUGUAGUCUGUAAUGGACUGGCCUGAGGUCUCGGUACAAACAAGCGGCUGCUGGAAGAGAGUAGGUGAGUUGUGUUUAGUCUCUUUGCUAAAGAAAUGAGUCAAAGUUAAAAAGAUGUUUGGUGUCUAGUACUAUGGCUGUGACCCUAUAUGUCCUGUUGAUGAAGUUAGGUGCUGUUCUGAGCAUUAUUUGUGGCUAUAGAGUGGCGUUUUGGUUGGGGGCGUGGCUCUCUGUAUUUCUAUCCUGCGGUCGUUACUAAAGUUGGUAUAACUAGAGAAGUAAGCGGUCGACAACAUUCAUCUUUAUUUUUACAGCGGACUAUCCCUUUAACGUUGAAAACCUGCUACACCUUAAACCACAGGCGGAUAUUAAAAAGUGAAUCCUGGUGUAUCAGAGUCGGCGUAGAUCUUAGUCUCUCCCGACCUCAUCUGUGAUCUCCAUCCCUCUCAUAUCCUGCAGAAACAGCAGCUGCCGUGCUUCUCUCUGUUCACACUCAUCAGCCUGUAAUAUUGAGUGACUGGCAGAAACGCGUUAGAACCGCCAUGUGUAAAACGAGGCACAUGGCAGGAGUCACGCGUGUGCGCUCGCUCGCUCCCAUGAGACACAGAUAUGGAGCUGCAGACAACAUCCUGUUCAGAGCAGCAGACUCCUUUUUGUGCAGCUCUUUGUUUCCAGCCCGUGCAUGAAAGAAACUGCAACUAUGGAUGGCAGCUCCCCCCCUCCACUGACACAUGCUAAUAUGCAUCACAAUUGACCCAUUCACACUGGAGAGUGUUGUCUAAAUGGGCCGUCUAUGUGCAGCCGGCAGCCAAGCCAUGACACAUGAAUGAGGCUUUUCUCGUUUAUGAUUUCAUGAAAUUUGACAGGCUCCAUCGAAGGCUGGUGUGAAGAUAUGACACAUCAUCGGGACGUCUGUCUGUGCAGUAUUGACAGAUAAUCACAGGACUCACUUAAUUUUUACUGUUCUAGAUAAGAUAACAUCCAAAAGGUUAAAGUAGACAUUUGUUUCUGCUCAAGGACUCAGAGGAUGAGAGUUUGUCUCAAUCUUAAGAUGAUGCUAAAGCAAUGAUUGUUAAAGAAAUACAAAACCUCCUCUGAUCUACUGACAGUAUUUUCCUGCAGUUUAAAAUAAAGAGUUGAAACAUCAAAUCGACAAGAAGUCAGCUGAUGAUAAACUUCUUCAUAUUCAUCUGUGAUUCAGCCAGGAUCUGUUUAUUUACAUGCAGUAAGCUGUAUUUGGAAGUGUUGUUCAGGUCUGAGGGUCUCCUGCUCUUUUAUAGGAGGAGUUCAGGAAAAGGGAGAACACUCAUGACUAGAGAAAAAGACGAGGCGGGGAGAGGAUCAGCAAAGACCUCGAGGUACAAAAGAGAGCAGACGUCAGUGACUGUAAAUACAGGAGCUGCAGAGGACGCAGGGAGGUGAUGGUGUUAGCGGUGCGUUCCUGUUGUACUCAGAUGUCGGGAUGUCUGAGCUCCAAGUCAUAACUUUCAACUGGAAAAGGAAAGUCGGACGAUCCAAACAACCCCUGAGUUGACAUUUAAAGAUGGCUGCGCUGGUUGUAAACAGGAAGUAGAAGCUCCUGUAAUGAGAACUAAAUAGGCGGUCUUCUGCGUCUUUGUGUUUCUUCUUCAUCGACCAUGUUUGCAGGUUGCAGAAGGACUGCACAUUUGUCCAGAAGUUAUUUAUAUUCGGUUAUUUAUAUUCAUUUAUAUUCAUCUAUGAAUAACUUUCAUAAAUGUAGCCAUCUUGUUUCCGCUUCCGGUUUUGGCGGUUGGCUACUUUUUUCCAACUUUGUAACUGAAACACUGAUAACUCGGGUGGGACGUCACUCCCAGCUCUGACUUCUACGUCCUUCAACUGCGAGGCAUCUAGUGUCCUGACCGACCACCGCCGCCUCCAACGCUGCCUCCGUUUUUGUCUCCUACACAAAACAUACAUUAUCACCAGUUCUUCCACAGUCGCAGUGUUUCUUUUUGUUUGUUGUCGUCAGAAACUUUUGACUCCUGCCUGCCUCCUGGUGGAUGUAAAUGGUUAACAUCCAUGCCGACGUAAAGGACGCGUGGAAGUAUGUAGGCAGUGACGGAACCAUCGUUUGAAAGGGAUGCGUACAUUUUCAUACAUACGGCGAGCGUAAAUGAGCCUUUCUGCUGCUGGAACUGCUGGUGCUGAUUUGGGUCAAACUGUACUGAUGGCUUUUCUUGAAGUUGGACUGAGUAAAGUGCUCCAGGUUUAGGGUUAAAAUCAUGACUUUAUUAUAGUGCAUACAUUACUGGAGUCCACAGCUGAGGGCUGUAAUGACAGAGAGGAAAAAGUGACCUGGAGGCAGAGGAGUGACGGCGCACCAACGCCUGCUGACGGGGAUAAAGACGCCUCGUGCUGGGACGCCGUCUGUCUCAGGAGCGUGUCUAAUGUGUUUUCUCUAUUAGGAGUUCACAGACAGCGCCGUGGAGAUUAGUGGGCUUCAUUAAGAUCUGAACCGUCAGAGAAAGUCUUCUCCCCCCUUAAAAGACGAGCCCAGAGAGGCAGCUGGGAGUCUGUGUCGGAGCAGAUAGGAGAAACCACCGGGGACAGGCGAGCGCCAAGAAUGACGGGCUUGAUUUAGAGCGUGACGAUCAGCUGUGUCCUGGUUGAACGGACUGGUGGACGUGAAUGAACACAUUAGAAGUACUUCACCUAUAGAGAUUCAGUACAGUUACAUUUAAGGGUACAGUAGAAUUACAUGCAGCAGGAACAGGUCUAACUCAUCUCGUGGUGCAUUUCCUGAAACCAGGAAUCUACUUCUGUAACUUCUGCUCCUGUAACCAACUCAAACCAGCAUCCAAGUACCUCUAAAGUGAAGCUGGUAAAAAGGUUCCUGCAGGUGUGCUGGACUUCUAUAUCUAACAUCCCAUCAGAGUCACUAAUACAGUCUUUUCUGGGAGUUUUCUCCAUCAUGCUGUAGGUUCUUCUGGAUCGCUGCUGCAGACGUCCUCCUCUCUGAACCCUAAAUAUAGAGAGUUGAAGUAAAACGUUUUUGAGAAAAAACGGUUAAAGUUGUUGUUUUAUAAGGAAGCUAACAACUUAGACUGACUUUGUACUCAAAAGAUUUCGUACUUUAAAUCGACAGCUUUUCUCUCCCUAAUUUAUAAAUCUUACAUAUUUAUUACCAUCUGUUAUCUAAUUACUGGAUUAAUCUGAACAUUUAUAACUUUUUCUGGUCUUCGUAAAAGAUUUAAAGAUUUAACUCUACGUACAAAAAAAUCUCCUCAUGGAUCAAAACCUCACAAAAAGUCUAGAAUUUACCCUCCUUCCCUCAAAACUCAACCGCUCUCAAACAAACCAAGAGACACCGACUGAAGGUGUCGGCAUCUUUGGUGUCACAGCCGAAACUGAGUGAAAGAACCUCCUUUUAUAGACUAACCAGGCUGAUGAGAACCAGCUGAGUGCAGAGAGGACAGGUGAGCUGAGUGAGACGAUCGUUAGGUGUGCUGGAGGUCACAGACGACCUCCAUCUGUAAAUAUAUUUAUAUAUAUAUUCACAAAUCUUUUUCAUUUUUGACUCUUUGUGGUUCUUCCAGGAACAGAAACUUUUGAUGGAUUUUGGCUGAUUUUGUCUCCAUCGCUGGUUUGAAGUUGUGACUAGUUCAGAGAAUCGUUUAUUUGGUAAAAUACAUGAUAAUUAAAUUGGAAAUAUCUGUUGAAUUCUUGACCUAAAACUUAAUAGCAAGUAUUGAAGUUUUGAGGAAAAAUGCAGUUCAGUUACAGACGCCCACUCCCUUCUUGGAGGUGGACGCUCAUGGACAGGGAGGGACGGACAAAGCCGUCAUAUGAUCGUCCUCUCUUGGACAAAGCCGGCUGUGUUCCUGAGGGGAGAUGACUGCUGUUGGUGUGAGACAUGAGGCGUCAGCUGAUGAGUUUUAAAUUCAGAGUUUGGAGGGACGUAAGAGAAAAAAUUGUAAAGUUUGUUUUAUGAUUUCUGUGGUUGUGAACACAAAACAAACGGGAGGACAGAACGUCAAAGAUUAACCUUCCAAAAACACGAGAACAAAAGACAGAGGGGAAAAGUAAGAGGGCGUCAGGUAGGGGAGAGGGUAACGAGAGGCAGGUGAGACACCAGGAAAUCACUGAGGAGGGAAAACACAGGAAGUAAAACGAAACCAGAAUCACAGGGAUCAACUACUACAAAAUAAAACAGGAAGUUUUAGAGAAAGGAACUACAAAAUAAAGCAGAAAACACUCAAGACUGAUCUUCAGAAUAAAACACUGAGACAAAAACUCACUGAACAGGAUCCCAGAGGACAGAAACACGAGGGGAAAUACAACCAGAUACCAAACACAACCCAGCUCGUCAUGACAGCGGUCGUGUCAUGAACUUUAUGAGUGAUUUAAUAUGAUCAGCGACAACGCUGGUUUCUCUUUAGACUGAGUUUUAGUGUUUCAGUUUCAGCUCUCUGUUUUUAGAUUCAUAAUGAACCUCAUUUAGUAGAUCAGGAGUUUUAAAGCAGCACAGAAAUGGUCUCAGGGAUGUUUCCUGGUCCACCUUCUUCUCUGUUUCUUGUAAAUCUUUGUUACCAAAGUCCACUUAUCUAAAGACUCCCUGUUCUCAACAGUUUGUCACUCAGAGUCUCAGAUAAUCUCAGAUAACUGCUCUCUGUACCUUUAACCUUUCCCUCUGUCAGUCAUUACCAGCCUUUCACUGAGUGGUGUGUGUUAAAACUUUGGCUGAAAUUAUGUAUAAAAAUUAACUUUAAUUAUGCAAAUCUAUGUUUUACUCUAACCUCAGGACAGGAACGAACUUUUCAGAGCAGAACUGAUUCUGUACCAGACUGUAAACAGGUUUAAUUCAGCUCUAAAGUUGGCAGUUUUAACAUGGAGCAAAUAGGGAAUCAUUGGCUUUUGGGGUUGGCCUCUAGUGGACAGUUGUGGAACUGCAGUUUUUGAACUUACAAAUUGAAGUUUCAGAUCUGUUUUCUGCAGAUAUAUUUGACAUGACGUGAGUGAUCUGCUUGUUUUAGAGUUAAAAACCAUCAUCAAGAGGUUUUGACCAAUCAGGAUCGAGUAUUUAUCGAGGUUUUAAUCCAGUAACAUUGUCGGCUUCAUGCUUAUUUGUAUCAUAAAACAGCAGCUGUCUCUUUUUUGCACUACCUGGUUUGAACGUCUGAAAACGGAAAAGUGCUGUUUCGUUUUCAGUUGUUAUGCUGUGUUUACACAGAAACGCAAUGUGGUUGAAAACGCCGUAAUGUGCAUGCAAGGUCGCUAGGUGGAGCGUGUCGGUGUGACCGCGCUCCCAUAUGAACAACGCAUACGUAGAAAAACUUCCGUUCUACUUCCUAGAAGCAUGCAGCAGAAUAUGGCGAAAAAACGAUCAAAAGCUGACUGUUCGAGAUUGAGCUCCUGCCCGUUCAAUAAUAACGACAGCGCGACUCGAAUGUCCAGCAUGGUUGCUCUUGUUAUUUUCAAGGAAGCCGCACAUGGCUAUGAUGUCAUAAACGUGAGCCGACGUGAGUCACAGGUUUGACUGUUUUCAGCGUUUUUGUACUUUAGACGAAAGCGGGACGAGCAGAGCGUUUACAACAUUUCCACUCUGGAGGAGGUUUUCACUUUGUUACGUUUUCAAAACGCAGUUGCCGUCCAAACGGACCCCCCUAAUCUAAACUAAACUUUUCCGUUUUCUAUGGAGACCGUUUCCGUCUGAAAGUGGCCUCAGUCAAACUCACAGUAAGAGGGUUCAGGAUGGAGGAAAUGUGUCGUGUUGCAGCAGGUAAAGUAAGCAGGUGUGCCUUAAAAACACUUUAAAACUAACAAAGUGCAGUAAUGGAUGAAAACAUUUUAAAAAGGUGGUUUUUUUUAAUUCUUACUGUCUUCUCAAAUGACCUUCAGAGUAAACAAAGAUGAAAAAACAAACCGUAUUUCUGUGUCAAACUUUUUUGGCCUUGAAAGCAGUUUGUUCUGACAGGAUCAGAGUCGGAUAUCAAAGUUCUGCUGAAGUUGCACAAAAAGACCAAAUUCUUUCCACUGUCAAGAAACACGUCAAGCUGCAGAGUUAUUUUUACCGCAGCAGCAGCAGCAGCAGCAGCAGCGUGUGUUUCUCCAGAGGCUCAGCUCGUCGUGGCGCCGAAAGGAAACGACUCUAUUUAAAAAGCGGCAUCUGUAAAAAUGGCCUCAAAGCUCACGUCUUUAUUUUGGUGUGUUGGUGAUUAUGUGUUCGUCACAGACUCAUUAUCAUCACAGGAGAGGGUCCCUGAUUGAUUUACUCCCCGGUCCACACACACACCUCCUCUCCUCACUAAUUAUCACUUCAGACAGACACGCUAGCUUUGAGCGUCGAGACUGACGAACUAAUUUACAUUUUUAAAAACUACAUCAGAAGGAAACUUUCUGUCGGACUGUUAAAAACAAAAACGACUCGACUGACACCAUCUGACCUCCGACUCGUCUCCAAAAUGUCAUAUCAAGAAAUUCUGGAUUCUUAUGAAUUUAAAGUUUGUUUGUUUGUCGUGUAGCUCGCCGUUUUGUGUCCUAUUUUAGUGAAAUUUACUUCUUUUAGCCUUGCAGAAAACUCAAUAUUUGCACCAUGGUGCGCGGUGUUAGUUCAGGCAGGCCAUGAGAUUAAGUUCAGUCCAAAUAAUCCUGAUGCUGACUGAAGUCUCCAUAAAUUGGUUGUUGGAAGCUGGAUUAAAAAAAACAAACUUGUUUAGCUUGUUAGCCUCUUGCUAACAUGUUUGUCGAUUGUUUUGUCUGCGAAUAAAUCGAUUCAAGACGGUAGUCAGAAUAAAUCGUUUAAUCAAGCUUAAACUGAGAUCGACUUGCUCAUGGAUGUAGACGCUGACCACCAAUUUCCACCCAAUCCGGAACGGCUCCACCAGGGAAUGGUGGUAAUUUUCGCCAUCUGCCAAUUCCUACUGGAGGCGAAUUUUGUGGCGGAUUUCGGACAGCAGGAAUCGCGAGAACUCACAAGAACCAUGGUGUCAUCGGGGUGAAAUGACGUCUAAAAACCUUCAUCUUGCUCGUCUCCGCCCGUUUGCAUGGUGUGAAAUACGAUCCUCCUGAAACACGGAGUGUUUUAUUUUGAAAAGAAGCCGGAUGUUUUAUUUUGUGUCUGUGCCCGACUUCCUUUCCAGCACGGGUUAAUCUGUGCUGAAUUUAUCCGCCAUGCUCCGGUGUCCAGAAAAAAUAGAACUCUUGUGAUCAGCUGAGGAGUCCGGCGAUCCGCAGAGGAACGGAAAGAAGUCGGUGUAAAUUGACACGUUAACUUGAAUGGAAACGAUCAGCUGUGAUCGGCACAUCCGGAUGCGGCAGAAAUUGGGGCCGAUACCUGCUCUCGUCUGGAUCCUGGAGGUCUUUGCUGAUGCUCUCCCCGCCUCUCUGAUCACUCUGAUCAGAGCUAAACUGCUAAAUUUCAUUAUCACACGUCCAGGUUUGAUACCUUUUUAAAAUCGUUUCACAGAGUUUUGAAGAGUUUGAAUAACUUGCAGAUUGUGACGGAUGUUUUUGGUCGUUGAGGCGACACUAACGGCGGUGAUGACGGUUCAUGUUCCCAGGAAACUCGCUCUGAAAUGAGCCGGUGAGCGUGUGUGUGCAGGUCAGUUUUGUUUGUUUUAGCUGAGUCGCUUUACCCAAGGCCUUUGGUCAGUGUGUGUGUGUGUGUGUGUGUGUGUGUGUGUGUUGAAACAGUAUCAGGGGGUUAGGAUAACAUCCUCCUGUUGUUUGACGGCUGAAAUGAUAAUGAAGAUGGAAAAAAAGCCUCGACACUCAUAGAAGUAAAACAAAAUCAUCUAAAAAUCUUCUGUCGUUGUAUUUUUCCACUAACUGAAAGAUAAAUAAACUUCAUUUUUAUGUUUUUACAGCAGAAAUUGUCGAGUUAAACUAAAAUAGUUUAUCUCUAAGCUCACGCCCUUCAGCUCAGAGUUGGUUGAAAUAUUUUCCAGGCGGGUUUAAACGGUUAAAGAUUAAUAAGCAUGACUGAACAGUGAACAUGUUCGCUGACUGCAUGGGAGCCGAGCGGGGUUCAUUCUUCCACAGCCUCCUACAAAAACACUGAGAGCACGCUCACAUCAGGGCAGACUGCAGACCGGACUCUAACAGAGCUGGUACUGGGACUGGAAAGACCCCAGAAAUACAACCUCAGAAUAAAAGCAUCAAAAGAUCGUGUCGUAGAAAAGAAAAAUCGGCUUGAUCGAUGUGUUGACAUUAGAGCCACCUGACCGUAUUGUUGAUAUUAGAGGUCCAGGUGAGCUGCAUGUGUGAAUGACAAUAACUGGACUCUUCAUCCUGACUUUACGUGGACUUUUCCUUCUUGCUCAUGGGUAAAAUCCUGCAGGAAGGCGAGGUUAGAGUCAGGUUAUACAAGCAGGCAGUUUGUUGAUAUUUUGAAGCAUCCAGUCAGGCGAGCAGAGCCUCUCUGCUUCUUGUAAAUAUUACAUUGGGAUUUCCUCAGUGUCCUUCACAGGUCGUGUUAUUCCUCCUGAGAUCCACUCAAACAUUUUCAGGAGUGCAUGUGAGAAAAGGACCUUAGAAAGUCAACGCUAAGACGUGUUGUCUGAUGUCUUAAGUCCAGUAGGUCGACUAACUGUAGCUCCAUAAAAAGUGGACUUUGAUUUGGAAAACUGAAGAAGUAGAAAUUUAAUCCAGGAGUCAAAAUCAAAUGAGAUUGAAAGCGCAGAGUCAGCAAAAUUUUUAGGGUUCGAUUUUUAGUUUUCUCUGCAAAUUAAUAUCACCCGACAUUUCCCUAACGCGGUUCAAAUCAUUCGCGCGAAUAAUUUACAUGUUAAGUCAAUGCAAAGACGCGAUUAGGCUCUCGUACUACUCUGGUGGUGCGAAUGACAUAAAAUGGGUGGCGCUAAUUGACCGAGACGGGAAUGAGUGAGAGUUGAAGAUAUCUCAACUUGAGCGGAUAUUCGUAUCGCAAUAACCAAUCAGCGUGAAGAUUCCCAAGGUGACGGAUGAAAACAGACUCUAAGAUGUUGACUGGUGUGAAAAUAUAAACACAAGUCCUUUUACUCACAGUAGACAGAAAAAUCGUCUCUCUCUUGAUCCUGUUGAUGUUGAAUUGGCAAGGAUCACUGUUGAAAUUAGCAUAAAGGGCAAUCCGCAACUUCUAAGUCGUGGAUGGCGCACGUAAAUACUUUUCAUCCACAUGUCUAGAUUUGCGCAAAUUAAGUGAGUGGAUGAUUUUACCCGUGCUCGGUGUGAACGCCCCAUAAAGAAGCCGCAUGUUUGAAUACAGAUGGUUGGAUUUUUACCCAAACUUGUCCAGACUUUUUCCAAAACAGGCUCCCGUUAAAAUGUCGACGAGAAGUCGGUGAGCUGAUGGUCGAACUGGAAGGUUUAAACCAAGAAAAGUCAGAGUUUCUGCUUUUUCUCAUAGACUGUGAAAAACGGACGUCACCCUGAGAGUUGUUUUGAAGCUUAUCGACAGGUAACCAUAUUUAUUAUGCCGACUUAACCUUACUUUUAUCGUCGACGUAGCGAGAAGAAAAGAGUCAAUCAAGCCAGUCUGAUGAUGCGAAACUCAUAAUUUUUAGUAUCUUAAAAACUAAUGAAUCACAAAAAAGAGAAAUCAAAGUAUUCCGACAAAAACUGCAUUUUUGCUGCAGAAAUGAGAUUUUUUGAAUGGUUGUGUAUGUGGCUUCUGCAGCUUUAGCAACCGGCCUCAAGUGGACACUGAAGGUACUGCAGCUGUAUCACUUCUGCGUUUCAUUGAUCACUGAAGAUAUUGGACUUAUUCAGGUAAUUAACUCUAUUACCUGAAGACGUCUAAUGACAAUAAGACACGGAUAACUGUGACAGAGCAGCAGACAGCAGCUUCAUGAUGCUGACAGUCACGUUUAAAGGAGCGCUGCGGUUUUUACUGCGAGACACUGACGCAGCAAGAAGCUGAAAGAAGCCGACGCUGAAUCUACAACCACAAACACUCGUCCAUCAGCAGCUCUGUGUGCUGCUGCCGUCUGGAUCAUCUUCACCAACAUCAGCAAUAAGACGAGAAGACAGAAAAUGAAACAGGGUCAAAGGAGAGUAAAACUCUGCAUCGGGAGCGCCUGUUGUUGAUUCAUUAUGUAGGAGCCGUCAGACGGACACAUCGUCUCCUGUUUCUCUGCGCAGAUGUCCGCCGCCAGUCUUCGUUAACGUUUACCUGAGGCGCUGAAUAUCACAUAUCAGCACUCGACACCUGCUGCAAAGCACUCUGGGAUUUCCAGUGGGUUGGGUUCUGCAGAUUUACUCAGAAAUGCAGAGAUGGUUUUCUGCAGCAGAUUUAUACUCUCCACAUUGUGCAUAAAUCCUUUUUUUCAAGAGUGAUGUUGUUGGAUUUACUGCAGGAUGUGGUGUUUGUCUAAACUGAGACAUUUAUGAAAACAAAAAAAUGAAAAAUGAGAUUAUAAAAAACCAGCUCUGCAGAAAUACCAGAGUGGUUUCUAUGGAGAUUUAAUCAGUAUGUCAGAAAGUCACUUUUUAACUCGAUCUCUUCUAGUUGAAGUCAUUUUAUAACCAGUUUACAAAACGGAUUUAUGUUUGCUUUUCACAGAGGGAAACUGUUACGUACGAUCACUGCAGGAACAGACACUGAAAGUUAGAUAAGAGUAUUUGACAAAACCGCAUUAUUACAGCAGCUAAAGUCACAGUCAGCGUGACAAAAACAUCAGAUAUAUAAAAAAGAGUAACCCUUUAAUUCCUGAAACACAAAUUAUGGCCAGAAAAUUCACAAUUUUUUGGAACUGAAAUGUUUAUUUCACUUGAUAUUGAAAACCCAAAAAAUCAAAAUGUCCUUAAAAUUUCCCAAAUUUUUUUAUUUCUCUCGUUUGAUACAUCAGACUUUUUUGGAAACUGAUAAACUACAAGAGGACAAUUUUAUAAUUUAUCGGACUGUAUUCAGGUGAUUUUUUUUUUUUAGUAAUUUGUUGAUCAUAUUGAUUUGAUAGAAGUUUAUAAAAUAUCAAAAAUGAUACAAAAGGCAGAAUAAGUCUAAAUUUAAAGGCAAAGAUAUAAAAGUAAAAAAGAAAUACUCUCCGGUUGUUUACAUUCUACGAUCAUAUGACACAGAUACAGACUCCGCUCCCGCAGCGAUCCGUUCCUUCACGUGUGUUUACACGAGGAGGGAUUUCAGGUGUUGUGGGUCGCUAAGAGUCGUCAGUGUUCAUAUCAGUCAGAGUGUUUUUUAGGUCUUUUGAAAUCCGGCCCUUAAAGGAAGUGAUGUCACAGUGACCACCGGCUCUAAUAUGCGAGCGUGUUGAAAUUGGCCGGAUGCGGUGAUCCCCCAGAAUUACUGUUGCAUAAGGUGCUGAAGCGACACGAGGCUAAUCCGAGCUCAGUGGUCCGCUGAGCUCCAGAGGUCUCCGUCCAGAAAUAAUCAGACGUGUUUCUGAAAAUCUCAGAGGUCCUCGCCGACGGUCCAGCAGAGGUUCAGCCGCCAGCGAAAGUGGCACUGAGAUUAAAACCAGUUUGGCGAGAACAGCGAGUGUGUCAACAGGUUCUUAAAUGUGUUUGGCAGCGAAGACGGUUCAGCUCGGCCUUUUUUAAGAUCUUUCACAAACAAACAAACUCCAUCAUCCUUUCUUUUAAUCUUUUAGAAAAGGAAUGAAAAACGUACUUUCUGCACAUUAUUCUGUUUAUUUCUUACUCACAAACUACUGCAUGAAUAAAUCUGUUAUUUUAAAGUGGUUCUGACUGAAGGUGGGUGUAGCGAAAAAGGCCGCUGGGGUUUAGGUCCACUUGCAUCUGUGACUCGUUUAAUUAUCAGUCCAGUUUGAGUUUUAAAAAAGUGAUUAAUUCUUCAAAAAAGAUUUCUACGAGUCUUAAAUGAAAGAUUAAAAACCGUACAUCAUAUUCGGUCUGAAAACCAAAGUGACUCUUCUUCUUUUAUUUGCUUUUACAGAAAUAAACAUGGAGUACAACCCAUCGGACCAUCCACGAGCCAGCACCAUCUUCCUCAGCAAAUCCCAGAACGAAGGUGAGUCGACAAAACAUCAUCGUAGUGACGAUAUUCACCGGUUUGAGAGUCUGAAAUUUCUCUCCCGGACGAUGGUUUGAAAUAUAUCCACAAACUUUGGAAUAUUACUCUUAAGUUUAGAAAAUCUGGAGACUAAAGGUCCUUUCACACCGGGAGCGUUUUUUUCGUGCGAUUAUUUCAGAUGUCAAUAUUUUUUUGCUUGAUGUGUAGUCAGGCACGUCAAAAUCCGCCUCCAAAUAUUUCGUAAUUUUGCGUUCUAUAUUUUUGUCAUUCUCAGCGUGUAAGGACCUUAAGUCAGAACUGAGGAGAUAAACUUGCUGAGUACUGACCUGCAGAAAACGCCCUCUGCUGGUCGUUUAGAGCAGUGGUUCUCACUCUUGGACCCACAUUUUCCCACGGUCCUUCAGUCGUGCCCACUUUUAUAAAAUUCAAACCGAGCAAAUUUGUUUUUUAUUAAAAAAAAACCUUUAAAGACUCAAAUCUUUAACAUAAAUACACCCGUUUUAUUGAGUAAAGUGUACUGAGAGGACGACAACGACUGAAGUUACAUAUACAGAAAAUAUCAAAUUACACAAAAUAAAGACCAAAAAACAAACAUGUAUUUUUCCUGCAUUCAGGCCACAUUAAAAAGAAUAUAACGCCUGCCUUUCAAAAUAAGAUAUUUUAUUAAAAUAAAAGACAUCAGAAGGGCAUUAAAUAUUUAAUUUUCUGACCAGCUGUUCAUAACCCAUCCAGAACAUGUCCGUGACCCACUUUUGGGUUGGGACCCACCAGUUGAGAACCCCUGCUGUAGAGGAAUAUUCACUCAGGUGCUCUCAGCUCCGUCUCCUUCCUUUAUUAUCAAACUGUAGAGAACAGAAUCACUCAGAUUCGAUGAUCACAGUUUUCAUGGUCACUAAAAUCCGUAUAUUGAAGCUCUGAGACUCUUGGAGCUUCAGCAGCUUUUCGGUUUCCUGCUCAUGAAUGAAAGGAUGAAAAUAAAGCGACUCUUCACUCCCUCAUUUGUUCAUCUGUCGACUCUUCUUGAAAAUCAGUUCCUCCUCUUCAAACACAGGAAGGUUUUGGUUGUUUUCUUUCAGAGCCGUCCCACAGAAACGGUGAGUCCGACUCUGUCUCCCUCUGGUGGUGAAACGGCGUUCUCCUCCAGCUCCAGUCUUGUUCUCUCUAACCCGUGUCAACACCUUCAGUCGUGUUAAAGAGUCAACUCCUCGCUCUGCUUCUCUCCUCGUGAUAACAGCAUGUGCGGCCGGUUCAUAGUUUGAGUGUUUGUUUGUUUUCUUGGAAAUUAUUGACACAUUUUUUCUAUUGUUUUUUUGCAGUUAAAGAUAAACGGAAGAGCCUUUUCAUCAACAACGUAAGUCUUUUCUGUUUCCUAAUAUUCACGCUCACUCAGACUCAGCUGCCCGUUCACCUUCAGUUCAAAGUGACACGAAGAGAAGUGAAAUGUAAAUUGUCGGUCACAUGAUGUCCCUAAUUCUUAUUCCCCCCCCUGAGCACGACACCCCGGCGUGGAUUAUAUGGGUCAGACAAAAACAUGUACACUCAAAUAACACUCAGUGUGUGUGUGUGUGUGUGUGUGUGCGUGUGCAGCACGGCAUGUCACGGCGGAAGUACAGCUCCUGCUCCACCAUCUUCCUCGACGACAACACAGUCAGUCAGCCGAACCUCAAAUACACCAUCAAAUGGUAAAAACACGAUUAAAAACAGACGUCUAUCUUUGACUCGUUAUUUACUCUGAUUAAUUUAUUGUUGUUAUUUUCAUCCCUGCAGCGUCGCUUUGGCGAUCUACUACCACAUCAAAAACAGGUGAGAAUUAUCGUCCAUUUCCGAAGCUUCAUGUGUAAACAGAAUUUUAGAUUUACAUCUUUUUUUUCGUCUUUUUUUGGAAAUACUUCACACUCUAGUUUUGUUUCUGGAAUAAUAAAGCUGUUCGAUUACUGCUAACGUUAAAUCGCAGAUCGAACAAAUUAUUUCGUCUUUUCAAGUUUAAUUAAAAAGUUAUUCACCGUAUUUUUCGCACUAUAAGGCGCACCAUCGAUGAACGCGUCCAUUCACAUCUAUUUUCCAGAGGUGGGGGAAAGUCCUUAUGUUCAAGUCCAAGUCGAGUCUCGAGUCUGUGCUCUAAGUCUCAAGUCAAGUCCAAGUCCUUACCGUUUCUUUCAAGUCAAAAACAAGUCCUUUCAAAGCCAUAAACCAUUUGUUAUAUGUAAAGAUUUACAUCAAUCAUGAGCAUUUUUCACUAUUUGCAUUUAUUAUUAAACAAGGGUUCUUGUUUGUGUGAAGUUACAUAGUGCAGCUUUAAUUAAACUAUUUUACAUGUCAUACAAAAAAUAAUCAGAUAAAUUUCAAUAAUUGGAAACUUAGACAAUGUGCACAAAAAUAAGGAAGACUCAAAUACAAUUAAACAUUAAACUGAUACUUUAAUUCACUGUUCCAAAACAAAACAAGAGGGACACAAGGCGACACGUGGAAACAGGCGAGCAAUACCAGUGAGCGAUUUAUGUUCAGUCCUCCCAGUGUUGUCGUUAUGAGGGAGGCUAAAGUUUGAGACAGUGUUGCCAAGUUUCAUGAGAGAAAUAAGGAAACAGACCUCCAGAAACAGGAAAUAAGCAGACCUGGCAACACAACACGGUGUUACCAACGGCCGUAAUUCCUGACUAUUAGUUGAUGCGACACUUUUUAAAUGGUUUGGGCUGUAAGGUAUUAAGUGACUUGAAAAGACUUGACUUGACUUUUCAAGUCACUGGGCUCAAGUCAAGUCAAGUCAAGUCUCAAGUCUUUAGCAAUAAAGUCCCAAGCAAGUCCAAGUCAUGUCUUGAUCAUCAAGCGAGUCAAAAACGGGACUCAAGUCCAAGUCGAGUCUCAAGUCGAGUCGUCAAGCCCCCACCUCUGCUAUUUUCAUACAUAAGGCGCGCCGGAUUAUAAAGCGCCUUAAACCAAACAAAACAGUCAGAUAAGUCAAACUUUAACUCGUUCAAUAAUUCCACAAGGCGACGGUGGCUGCAGCGCUCCAACAAGCCAAAAGGAUUUUAAGUGCGCCUUAUAGUAUGAAAAAUACGGUAUAAAAUUAAAACUUCGGUUUCUGUUUGAUAGUUACUCACUUUGCAGCCCAACUGUUCGUUAGUGCUUGUGAUCUCUACGGCCUCUCUCCCGUCCCUUGGCUUUUCAGGCACAAGAUAAAACGUUUUAAGAGUUAUUGUCUUAUAAAGAAAAGUUUUCGAUGAAUUCAAGAGGCGCUUCAUUGUUCAGUUUUUAGAGGAUUGUCUGUGAUUUUAAUUAUCUCAUAAAUUAAUCAUUAAAGUGUUUCUGUCUCCGUCAGGGACACGGAUGGAGGAACGCUCUUAGAUAUAUUCGAUGAGAAGCUCCACCCUCUUUCAGUAAGACUUGAUCAGACUCAUUCCUCAAACUUUAUCUUCAACGUUCCUUAAUUUUUACUUUUAACUCAGUUUCAUCCUUUUCUCUGACUCUUUUUUUUCCUUCCAAUCUCAGAAAUCGGAGGUCCCCCGAGACUACAACCAACAUGACCCCGAGCAGAAGCAGAUCUAUCGGUUUGUCAGGACGCUGUUCAGCGCGGCGCAGCUCACAUCCGAGUGCGCCAUCGUCACGCUGGUACGUCCCCGUUUUUAAGACUUAUUGCGACCUCACAGUUACAGAUUCUGUGCAGCUCUCAGGGAGAACCUUUUCCGUGUCGUCCUGCAGGUCUACCUGGAGAGGCUCCUGACCUACGCAGAGAUCGACAUCUCCCCGGGGAACUGGAAGCGGAUCGUUCUGGGCGCGAUCCUGCUGGCCUCAAAGGUUUGGGACGACCAGGCGGUGUGGAACGUCGACUACUGCCAGAUCCUGAAGGACAUCACUGUGGAGGACAUGUGAGUGAACUCGAGCGGGUUUAUUCUCCAGGAUAAAGUUGGGAAACAGAAGAAACUUUGGCGUUAUGAAUAAAUGAACGCUCCGUUUUUUCCUCCUCUGUCAGGAACGAACUGGAGCGUAAAUUCCUGGAGCUGCUGCAGUUCAACAUCAACGUACCGUCCAGCGUCUACGCCAAGUACUACUUCGACCUGCGAUCGCUGUCAGAGUCCAACAACCUCAGCUUCCCUCUGGAGCCGCUCAGCAGAGAGAAGGCUCAGAAACUCGAGGUGAUCCUGCUGCGACUUUACGACUCUUCUCAGUUUUUGUUGCUCUUACUUUCCGGUUCUUGAUUUUCCUCAAACUCAGUGUUCAACCGCAGAGACUCGUCUGUUAGAAGGUUAUUUAUGAGGCGAUGUAGACUCCAUCACAAAUGGAGUAAAUGACAGUUUCAUCUGCAUAUAGUGGAACCAUGACUGCACAUUUCUGUUUUUAAUGAGUGUGAGUUCCUCCUGUUGUCCCCCUACAGUUAAACCCUCUCCAUGUCCUCUCCUCCUCCAGGCUAUUUCCAGGCUCUGCGAUGACAAGUACAAGGACGUACGGCGAGCGGCGAGGAAGCGCUCGGCCAGCACCGACAAUCUUUGCGGGAUCAGAUGGGCUCCUGCGAUCCUCCCCUAACCUACGGCCUUAAACCGAACGCCGACAUCAGACUCUUCCAGAACUCUCCAACUGAUGCGGCUCAGAAACUCCGGGUCGGAUCGUACGGCGUUCCUCCAGAGUCCGACGCCUUCACAGUGCCUCAAAUCUUGAACUGAGGAAGUCCAGGUGGUUUACUGUGGACCAAUAAAGACAUUCCUGGAAAGACUACCUUGAAAACUCUCAAGGACCUGUCUUUGUGAGCUUGUCUACCUGUCCUAGAGAUGGUCUUAAACAUCAGAGUGAAUCACAGUAUUUAUUAAACCGGACGAUGUGGACUCACGUGAGCCGGUCCAGACCCUCUGGAGUAUUUGUACUGCGUAUUUAUUUCCUUUGACAGAGUAAUAAAAGUAUUAACAUGUUUUUGAAGUCUUUGUACGCAAGGGUUUCAGUAUUUCUCUUGACACUCAGGAAGUCUAAUCGUUUGAUUUACUGUGAAACUCUUUUCAAUAAACUGACGGAUCAACGAGGAACUUUGACGAGUGAUGGAGGAUUUGUAGACGGUAGAAAACUCUGACGGGGAAGGACCCGAGAGCAGAACCAGAAAUGAUUUAUUCAGAAAGAAUCCAAGGAACAAAAAAUCACCAAGAAACAGGAGAAGACAAGGACUUUAAAUACGCAGGGAGACGAGCAACGAGAGGCAGGUGAGACAGAGACGCAGGUGAGGACGAUUACAGAGGAGGGAAAACAAGAAACACAGGGAAUAAACUCCUACAAAAUAAAACAGGAAACAAAAAAACAUGAGGGAACCGGGGUCAGAUACAAACUCAUGAAACAGGGGAACAGGAACUCUAGAAAAUAAAACUAAAAACCUGAACAUAUCAGGACGAUUUCUGCUGAGGGUAAAUAUUCACCUGUUCUUCCUGGUCCGCCUCUUCAUGUGGGGUCUGUAAAUCUCAGCGAUACCGGGAAAUUCUGCCCCCAUGUGGACCAGUCAGAGGCUGACGGUCUACAUGGUGUUGGUGUGUAGGUACAUGUUAGAGGACCAUGUGAAGGAGGCGGUCAGAAUCAGAUGACCUGCAAAAACUGACUCAAGUUUUCAUGUUGUUUUUUUUUUAAAUUUCAGACACGUCAACAUUUUGGAUUUUAACUUUCAUUAAAUAUACGAAGAGUUUAUCAAACUGAGAAAGGAUUGUUUUUUUCAAGCAGAAUUUUUCGUUCAAUUGAAAGUCUGGAACUUUUUUUUUCCACAGAAUAAACAUUUUCAGAUGAUUAAUUAGGCUCAAUGUACCUCAUUUGAUUUUGUUAAAAUGAUUAAAUAAAAAGUUUUAGUAAAAAUUUA
Xyrichtys novacula (pearly razorfish) is the source of this 19542-nucleotide messenger RNA. Lineage: Eukaryota; Metazoa; Chordata; Actinopteri; Labriformes; Labridae. The record is from the annotation of a GenBank genome assembly.